Molecule: messenger RNA, 1082 nt
Organism: Cucurbita moschata (crookneck pumpkin)
Lineage: Eukaryota; Viridiplantae; Streptophyta; Magnoliopsida; Cucurbitales; Cucurbitaceae
Product: mannose-6-phosphate isomerase 1-like
Exons: 3
Coding region: 16-888 (290 amino acids)
Biological process (GO): GDP-mannose biosynthetic process; carbohydrate metabolic process
Cellular component (GO): cytosol
Molecular function (GO): mannose-6-phosphate isomerase activity; zinc ion binding
Source: RefSeq, a predicted model, not a curated record
UUUGGGAAAGAAUUCAUGGUUUUGCUUCCCAUAUUGAACAUAGUUUCUCAUCUGCUGUUUUCUAUUUCUUUACAGGAGUUGAAGGAUGUUCUUCAUACUGUUCCUGAGAUUGUAGAAAUGAUUGGCGAUGCAGACACAAACAGAGUGUUGUUGUUAAAUGAUGAAGACGAUGAAGACGACCUGAAGUCUGCUCUGAGGUCUGCUUUCACCCAGUUGAUGUCAGCAUCCAAAUCGUUGAUUUCGAAAGCGAUAUCUGAAUUGAAGAGACGACUGAACUCCGAAAGUGAGGUGAGGCCCCUAACUGCUAAGGAAGCUUUGGUUUUACAACUGGAGAAGCAAUAUCCAGAUGAUGUGGGCGUUAUAGCAGCCUUCUUCUUAAACUAUGUGAAGCUCACUCCUGGAGAAGCUCUGCACCUUGGUGCAAAUGAGCCUCAUGCAUACAUAAGCGGUGAGUGUAUCGAGUGUAUGGCGACGUCCGAUAAUGUCAUCCGGGCUGGCCUAACUCCCAAGUUUCGUGACGUCCAGACUCUCUGUGCCAUGCUUACGUACAAACAGGGCUUUCCUGAAAUCCUCCAAGGAGUUCCCAUGAAUCCAUACAUAACAAAGUACAUUCCACCAUUUGACGAAUUCGAGGUAGAUCGUUGUGUUCUGCCAGGAGGGGCAUCCGUCGUAUUUCCAGCGAGCCCGGGUCCUUCGAUAUUUCUGGUUGCGGGAGGAGAGGGGACGAUGCUGCACGAAGAAUCACAUAGAAGUGAUGUAAUCAGUGAAGGUGACGUCCUCUUUGUACCUGAUGAAGCUGAGAUUAAUAUAACAAGUGAAGUUGAGUUGCUCAUUUUUAGAACAGGAGUGAACCACAAGUUCUUUGACACAUUCAUGAAUGGUAAAUAACAGAUUGACCUUCAUUCUUUUUUCUUUCACACACUCCUCUAAGAUAGUUUCUUAUGAUGAUGUAUAUUUUUUUUCUUUGUUCAUUGAGUUGUAUAUCAGAAACUAAUUGUUUAUGAUCUGUUUAUUUGUAUAUCAGAUAUAACAAUUAAUUCCAAUAACACUACAAUUUCAAUGUAAUUGUGAGUAAAUAAUUG